Penicillium cataractarum is the source of this 222-nucleotide messenger RNA. RefSeq lists its product as uncharacterized. The record is from RefSeq and is a predicted model, not a curated record. The transcript has 4 exons. Bases 1 to 222 code for a protein of 73 amino acids. NCBI's taxonomy places the organism in Eukaryota, Fungi, Ascomycota, Eurotiomycetes, Eurotiales, Aspergillaceae.
AUGGAUACCUUCAAGCUCAAGAUUGAGUUCGCUCAGAAGACCUGCUUGGGAGGUGUUGAUACUGAAGAGGGUCUAAAUAGGCAUGAUCAGCGCCCUUGCUGGGUGGGCACCCCAGGCCAAACCGAUCAGGUGGUACUCUUGCAGGGCGAAGACGAUGUCGUUACAACUACGUCCAAAAUCUCCCAGUUCGCUCUGAUCCUGGUCACAGAAAAGGCGAACUGA